This is a messenger RNA of Orbicella faveolata, 1472 nucleotides long. Its product is annotated as cytochrome P450 27C1-like. Gene Ontology annotation, molecular function: monooxygenase activity; heme binding; oxidoreductase activity, acting on paired donors, with incorporation or reduction of molecular oxygen. The record is from RefSeq and is a predicted model, not a curated record. Lineage: Eukaryota; Metazoa; Cnidaria; Anthozoa; Scleractinia; Merulinidae.
UUCGCUAUUCAUCUGCAUCGAGGAUAGUCCGAUUAUAAAUGUUCAAUCCGUUUUGAACAUUUUUUGUGAUUAGUUUGCGAGAGACUUUUAGUCUUGACGCAUUCUCACUUCGGCUACUGCACUGAGGGAGGGACGUCACAAAUGUCUCCUUAAGGAACGCUGUUGAGUUGGCAGCACUAGCUCGGAUUUUGUUCUUUAUUGUUGUCAUGCAGAACGGAUGGCGAGAAGUGGAGCCGAUUACGAAAGGCUUUAGCGUCCAAGAUGCUACGACCUAAGGACAUACGCGAGAAUCUGGACAACUUUAAUAGCGUUGCAAGAGAUGCUAUAGAGCGCAUGGUGGCAAUCCGAGGAGAGGAUGACGUCAUUCCAAAUCUUGAAGGAGAACUAGCGAAGUAUGCUACCGAAUCUGUGGGAACAAUGGCGUUUGAUCUAAGGGUUGGAUUGUAUGAGGAUCCACCCAACCAGGAUAUAAUCAAGGUCAUUCAAGCUACUUUUGACGGUUUCAAAUACCUUGGAUAUUUGAAUAGAGGAUGGGAAAGCCAACUUUACAGAUUCGUGACAACGCCGUCCUACAGAAAAUUCUGUAAAACGCAAGACACCUUGUUUAGCAUUGGUCAAAAGAUUGUGGACAAGAAGGUUGCUGAUUUGAAAAAAUUCACAGAAGAGGGUGACGAAUUUGUUGAGAAUCAAGCUGUACCUCUGUUGACGUACCUCAUCCUAAAAGGAGAACUCACACCACAGGAGAUUAACGUCAAUUCCAUUUUUAUGUUUAGAGCAGGAGUGGAAACGACAUCCACAAGUUUGCUAUUUCUUCUUUACGAUUUGGCGCGUUAUCCUGCGGUGCAAGAGAAAGUGUAUGAAGAAGUUACCUCCCUGAUUGGGCCCCAUGGAGACUUCACCCCGGACACCUUUGCAAAAUUGGAUUAUCUAAAGGCUUGUGUCAAGGAAAGUAUGAGGUUGCAUCCAGCAAUCCGUUGGGAACGCCGCCUGACCCAAGAUGUCGUGCUGUCCGGUUACAAGGUUCCGUCAGGGACGAUUGUAAUGUAUUCCAAUUACCUGUCAGGACGCUCAGAGAAGUUAUUUAAAUUCCCUUUGGAGUUUAGACCUGAACGUUGGCUUAAUGAUGACUUGGGAAAGAUCCAUCCAUUUGCCAGUAUUCCAUUCGGAGUCGGAACACGCAUGUGCAUCGGUCGCCGUAUAGCUGAAGCAGAGAUUUACCUGUUAACGGCAAAGUUGGUCCAGCGGUUUGUUCUGGAAUACCACGAGCAACCAGUCAAGGAGACGGUCAAAUUUCAUCUGAUGCCCGACAGACCAAUAAAGAUAAAAUUUAUCGAUCGCGAGUAAUUUCCAACCAGUGAAGUCGUUAGGCUAAACAGCAGCAGACAAGAUUCAAGGGCCUGUGUCACGUGUUAAUGGGAAUGUAUGACUUAAACUGACAGUAGAAAAUACAACUCGACUAAUCACAGGACAGU